AUGUCCUUCGAAGACUCCCUCAACGAUCUCUCGGUUCGCCGCUUCAGUGGAUACGUCUGCCUCAAGGCCCAAGUGGGUGACCUCAGCAAGGUCUAUGGCCGCACCGCUGUCAACACUGUCUGGAAGAAGUGGGCUAUGGCACGAAUCGCUCAAAAGAAGCCCCACGUCGGCAUAGUGAUCGGAUACACUGAGGAUUCCCUGAGCAGCAUCGACAGUGCCGAGUACGAGUUUUCCGAAGAUCCUGUGUUGAGGGUCACUGGGGAGCUGAACUCUUCUCAUGAAGGUAUGAGCGAUGAGGAGGUGAUUGAGACCUUGAAGUCUCUGUUCUGCACCCUGGCAAAGGCCCUCAAGCAGACACAGGCCGACUUCAAGUUCUACGGAGACGAUGAUAAGUACAUGUGCAAAUACAACAUCUCCUACCGCAGUCGAACAGGCGACAGGUUCGAGGCGUAA
Messenger RNA from Seminavis robusta, 453 nucleotides. Lineage: Eukaryota; Bacillariophyta; Bacillariophyceae; Naviculales; Naviculaceae. The record is from the annotation of a GenBank genome assembly.